Yarrowia lipolytica CLIB122 is the source of this 972-nucleotide messenger RNA. RefSeq lists its product as uncharacterized. NCBI's taxonomy places the organism in Eukaryota, Fungi, Ascomycota, Dipodascomycetes, Dipodascales. The record is from RefSeq and is a predicted model, not a curated record.
AUGCCUAUGCCCCCGGUUGGACCGCCCGUGCAGGGCCUUUCGCAUUUGCUGCCCCAUCAGCUUGUGCACGCGAUUGGCGAGAUUGGCGCCGAUGGCAAGUCUGCGCUUCACGACGAGGUCGAUGUCGUGUCGCCUCGAGACAUUGCCGCCAUGCGAUACAUGCGUCACUACGAGUGGAUGGAGCUUGUGACUGGAGCCACGAGUGUGGGCGCCAAGGGUCUCAAGCUCACUGCUCCUCGAGGUAUCCCCGUUUACGACAUCAAGAAGAAGCUGGAAGAGACACAGAAGGAGGUUGAGGAGCUCAAGAGUGAGCGACCCAUGGACGUUGAUGAUGAGAAGAGCGAGUUCUACAAGAACGAAAUUCUGCGGCUACGAGAGUCCUUUGGCGACGAAUCCGACACCGACACUGUCCAGCGACUACACGAGAAGUUCAACCUGACUGUACACGAGUCUGGCAAGCUGCGGCCUGUCAAGGUGGACCUGUCUGUGCCGUCCAAGCGACGAAGCGACGUGGACGCCGCACGUAUCCAGCGAGCCGAGCAGCUCAUUCAGGAGCGACUGGGGCCCCAGAUCCAGCAGCAGCAGCAGCAGCAACAACAACUCCAGCAGGGCCAACAGCAGGGCCAGCAGGGUCAGCAACAGGGCCAGAACAUGGAUCAGCAGCAGCAGUACCCCAUGGACGGCCAGCAGCAGCAGCAGCAGCAGCAGCAGCAGCAGCAGCAGGGCCAUAGACCACAGGGUCAGAUGCAGCAGGGACAAAUGCAGCAUGGACAGAUGCAGCCGGGCCAGAUGCAGGGCAUGGGCCAGGAUAUGGGCAUGCAAAUGCCUCUCAUGGACGACAUGCUGCUCAACGACAUGGAUAUCCCCGACCACGUCAUGGAGCAGCAAAUGGCUGACCAGCUGGGAGGCGAAAUGAUGGGCGACGGUCUGGAUAUGGACAUGGAUGUUGACUUGGAUUUGAACUACGAGUAG